This is a messenger RNA of Arabis nemorensis, 1023 nucleotides long. The record is from the annotation of a GenBank genome assembly. Lineage: Eukaryota; Viridiplantae; Streptophyta; Magnoliopsida; Brassicales; Brassicaceae.
AUGUCAAGCGUCAAAAACAAUACUGCGGCUAACGGAGUUCCCCCNUNCUCCACCGUACGAGCUUCCAUCGUCCAAGCCUCUACCGUCUAUAACAACACUCCGGCCACUCUUGAAAAGGCAGAGAAGUUGAUUGCGGAGGCUGCGGGUAACGGAUCGGAGCUGGUGGUGUUUCCGGAGGCGUUUAUCGGUGGUUAUCCUCGUGGUUUUAGGUUUGGCAUUGCUGUUGGUAUUCAUAACGACGACGGUGGUGAUGAGUUUCGCAACUACUAUGCUUCUGCUAUUCAUGUUCCUGGCCCUGAAGUAGAAAAACUGGCGGAGAUAGCUAGGAAAAACAAUGUGUACUUGGUCAUGGGGGCGAUAGAGAAGGACGGGUACACACUCUACUGCACAGCCCUUUUCUUCAGUUCCCAAGGUUGCUUCUUGGGCAAGCACCGUAAGCUCAUGCCCACAUCUAUGGAACGUUGCAUCUGGGGUUUCGGGGAUGGAUCAACCAUCCCUGUUUACGACACUCCCCAUGGCAAACUCGGUGCUGCUAUUUGCUGGGAAAAUAGGAUGCCGCUCUACAGAACUGCCUUGUACGCAAAAGGAGUUGAGAUUUAUUGUGCACCUACUGCUGAUGGCUCGAGGGAAUGGCAAUCAUCUAUGCUUCAUAUUGCGCUCGAAGGUGGAUGUUUUGUGUUGUCAGCCUGCCAGUUCUGCCAGCGUAAAGAUUUCCCUCAUCAUCCUGAUUACUUGUUUACCGACUGGGACAACAACAAAGAAGCUGAUGCAAUUGUUUCCCAAGGUGGUAGUGUCAUUAUUUCACCUUUGGGAAAGAUUCUCGCCGGACCAAACUUUGAAUCUGAGGGCCUCAUCACAGCUGAUCUUGAUCUUGGUGAUAUAGCAAGAGCCAAGUUGUACUUUGAUGUGGUCGGACAUUACUCGAAGCCAGAGGUUUUCAACUUGACCGUAAAUGAGGACCCAAAGAAACCGGUUACAUUCGUGUCGAAGAUGGAGAAAGUAGAGGAUGAGCCAGACAAGUAA